GUGAAUUGGGCCAACAUUACGUAUUCAGGAAGUCUUUGAAUUCAAAACGUUUGUAGGAAUUAAAGUUAUGUUUACCAAGUGGAUUGGCAUCUUCUAAGCGAGUCUAGACUCACAUGUUGAUUUCAGGAUCACUGUAGGAAUCGAGGUGUAAAGUGACAGUGAUCUAGGCAUUAGUACGAGCCGGUGCAUUGAUGUUGUGAUCUGGGGAGCGUUUACCUGAGAAUCGCCCCUUUCCAUUCAGGGGGCGUGGCUAGGGGACGAGGUGUAUAAAGAGAGGGCAGAGGCCAGUAAAUUCAUUAAUUUGGGGCAAGCCUUUAGAAAAGUUACGUGGGGAGAGAAGAAAAAAAAUGUUCCGCAGCACCGAAUUUCUACUGGAUUCUACAAUUUGGAAGAUUUUUUUUUUUGACAUUGCGUUGGAUUAUUGAAGUGACAAGGAUUACAAGAAAGAAAGCAGCACAUUCAUUCUGCACGCGUAAUACACACACAUUAUAAUUUUUUUUUAGGUGUUUGGAAUUAUUUUUGAGAGACAGCAGAUCUUCAACAUACAUUUACUCCCAUCUCCCAAAAAAAUGGAAAUGAGAAAUCUCAUCGUUAUGCUAACAGUCCUUCUCAACUCAGAAUAUUGUGGCGCUAUACACUGGCUCGGUCUUACAGUGAACGGCAGCUCCGUGGGUUGGAACCAGACCCAUCACUGUAAGCUGUUGGACGGGCUUGUCCCGGAUCAGUUGCAGCUCUGCAGGAGGAACCUGGAGCUGAUGCAGAGUAUUGUCCACGCCGCCAAACAGACCAAGCUGGCGUGCCAGAAAACCUUCUCCGAUAUGAGGUGGAACUGCUCUUCCAUCGUGCAUGCUCCCUACUUCACCCCCGACCUGGAGAAAGGUACUAGAGAGUCUGCGGUGGUCUUCGCUCUCGCCUCUGCCGCAGUGAGUCACUCCAUCUCCAGAGCCUGCGCGUCGGGAGAGCUGCCGAGCUGCUCCUGCGGGCCCGCUCCUGCGGAACAGGCCGGGCCCGACUUCAGGUGGGGCGGCUGCGGGGACAACCUCCGCUACGGUCUGCAGAUGGGGUCGGCUUUCUCCGAUGCGCCCAUGAAAAAGAGCCGAUCAGGCUCGCAGGCUACAAAACUAAUGCACCUGCACAACAACGCUGUUGGUAGACAGGUUCUGAUUGACUCUAUGGAAACCAAAUGCAAAUGCCACGGCGUGUCCGGCUCCUGCUCCGUGAAAACCUGCUGGAAAGGCCUGCAGGAUCUCAGUGAUGUCGCUGCAGACCUCAAGUCCAAAUACCUGGCAGCCACCAAAGUGAUCCACCGCCACGUUGGGACCAGGAAGCAGCUGGUCCCACGCGAGCUGGACAUCAGGCCCGUGAGAGAGAGCGAGCUUGUGUACCUGGUCAGCUCCCCGGAUUACUGCAACGAGAACGACAAGCAGGGCUCAUACGGGACACAGGACAGGCAGUGCAACAAGACGUCCAAUGGCAGUGACAGCUGUAAUCUGAUGUGCUGCGGCCGAGGAUACAACGCUUACACAGAGAAAAUUGUGGAGCGCUGCCAGUGCAAGUACCACUGGUGCUGCUACGUCACCUGCAAGAAGUGUGAGAGGACCGUGGAGAGAUACGUGUGCAAAUAACAGGGAUGCUCUCACGAGACCGUGAAGGAAAAGCACUAUACACAGACUUGUUUCUAAAGAUAGACGGUUGUCAGCGCUAUGGCUUCUGAAACAUUUAUUGAACGCUAAUAGACAACGCUGGUAAUGCGUCCUCCACAUCGUGCCAAAAAUACAUUGCAAGGAAGGCUGGUGAAAGAGGACUGGCAAAGAGGUGACACAGAGGAGCGGCUUUAUUAGACCCUGUUCUGGGCUCAAUAACCAUCUCUUGUGGCUGAUCAGUGUUUUGCGGAUGUUCCACCUGGACAGAUCUAUGUCUUGGUUCAGUCGAGACUUUGUCUUGAACGAGAAGACCGAUACGGGUCAAAGGCUGGACGUGAUUGACUGAGAGCAGUAGAAGGGCUGGCUGUCUCGCUACAGAAGUAAGAAAGCCCCUCUUGGAAUGGUGAAAGGGACUGAAUGGAAACCAUGAACUGAAUUACAAAAAGACUCCAAGCGCCACCCCUCCUCCCCUCCCGGGUGCCUAUAACUGUGCAAGCUUUGGGGAUUUUUAUUUUACCAGAUCGAAGAGGGGGUUUUUUAAGCAUCAUUACACCAGUUGUGCAAUUGUUCCUCUAACUAAACAUUUAAGAGAAACUGUCCCUAAUGGAGAUCCAUGUCUCUAAGUGGCCAGUGCAUCCAUCUUAAACGAGACCAUAGACAAGUGAAAGAAAUGUGCUAUUGUAAAAUGCAAAGAAUU
Molecule: messenger RNA, 2340 nt
Organism: Polyodon spathula (Mississippi paddlefish)
Lineage: Eukaryota; Metazoa; Chordata; Actinopteri; Acipenseriformes; Polyodontidae
Product: protein Wnt-11b-like
Exons: 5
Coding region: 570-1625 (351 amino acids)
Biological process (GO): canonical Wnt signaling pathway; multicellular organism development; neuron differentiation
Cellular component (GO): extracellular region
Molecular function (GO): cytokine activity; frizzled binding
Source: RefSeq, a predicted model, not a curated record